Molecule: messenger RNA, 8561 nt
Organism: Budorcas taxicolor (takin)
Lineage: Eukaryota; Metazoa; Chordata; Mammalia; Artiodactyla; Bovidae
Gene: SLC2A1
Product: solute carrier family 2 member 1
Exons: 10
Coding region: 155-1633 (492 amino acids)
Biological process (GO): D-glucose transmembrane transport; response to insulin
Cellular component (GO): apical plasma membrane; basolateral plasma membrane
Source: RefSeq, a predicted model, not a curated record
ACAGUGGGCCGCAGGUCUCAGCAACUAGCUCGCUAGGCAGAGGGAGGCCAAGCGAGUCGCAGACGGGGUCUCGAGACCAAAGCCGAAGCGGGUUCCACACAGCGCAGCCCGCCCGCGCACCCGGUGCCGCGAAAGCCUCCGGCGCAGCGCGGCCAUGGAGCCCACCAGCAAGAAGCUGACGGGCCGCCUCAUGCUGGCCGUGGGAGGGGCAGUGCUCGGCUCCCUGCAGUUUGGCUACAACACUGGCGUCAUCAACGCCCCCCAGAAGGUGAUUGAAGAGUUCUACAACCAGACGUGGAUGCAGCGCUAUGGGGAGCCCAUCCCGCCCGCCACACUGACCACGCUCUGGUCCCUGUCGGUGGCCAUCUUCUCGGUGGGAGGCAUGAUUGGUUCCUUCUCCGUGGGCCUUUUUGUUAACCGUUUCGGCCGGCGGAAUUCAAUGCUGAUGAUGAACCUGCUGGCCUUCGUGUCCGCUGUGCUCAUGGGCUUCUCAAAACUGGGCAAGUCCUUUGAGAUGCUGAUCCUGGGUCGCUUCAUCAUCGGUGUGUACUGCGGCCUGACCACUGGCUUUGUGCCCAUGUACGUGGGGGAGGUGUCCCCCACGGAGCUUCGGGGGGCCCUGGGCACCCUGCACCAGCUAGGCAUCGUCGUCGGCAUCCUCAUCGCCCAGGUGUUCGGCCUGGACUCCAUCAUGGGCAACCAGGAACUGUGGCCCCUGCUGCUGAGCGUCAUCUUCAUCCCGGCCCUGUUGCAGUGCGUCCUGCUGCCCUUCUGCCCCGAGAGCCCCCGCUUCCUGCUCAUUAACCGCAACGAGGAGAACCGGGCCAAGAGCGUGCUGAAGAAGCUGCGUGGGACCGCGGACGUGACCCGCGACCUGCAGGAGAUGAAGGAGGAGAGCCGGCAGAUGAUGCGAGAGAAGAAGGUCACCAUCCUGGAGCUGUUCCGCUCGGCCGCCUACCGCCAGCCCAUCCUCAUUGCCGUGGUGCUGCAGCUCUCCCAGCAGCUGUCCGGCAUCAACGCUGUUUUCUAUUACUCCACAAGCAUCUUCGAGAAGGCGGGGGUGCAGCAGCCCGUGUAUGCCACCAUCGGCUCCGGCAUCGUCAACACAGCCUUCACUGUCGUGUCGCUGUUUGUGGUGGAGCGAGCCGGCCGGCGGACCCUGCACCUCAUAGGCCUGGCCGGCAUGGCUGGCUGUGCGGUGCUCAUGACCAUCGCGCUGGCGCUGCUGGAGCAACUGCCCUGGAUGUCCUACCUGAGCAUCGUGGCCAUCUUUGGCUUUGUGGCCUUUUUCGAAGUGGGCCCAGGCCCCAUCCCAUGGUUCAUUGUGGCUGAACUCUUCAGCCAGGGCCCUCGCCCCGCUGCCAUUGCUGUUGCCGGCUUCUCCAACUGGACCUCGAAUUUCAUUGUGGGCAUGUGCUUCCAGUAUGUGGAGCAACUGUGCGGACCCUAUGUCUUCAUCAUCUUCACCGUGCUCCUGGUUCUGUUCUUCAUCUUCACCUACUUCAAAGUUCCCGAGACAAAAGGCCGGACCUUCGAUGAGAUUGCUUCUGGCUUCCGACAGGGAGGAGCAAGCCAAAGUGACAAGACACCUGAGGAGCUGUUCCACCCCCUGGGAGCUGAUUCCCAAGUGUGAGGUGCCCCACACCGCCAGCCCGGUCUGCUCCCAGUGGCCCAAGGAUCUCUCAGAGCGCAGGCAGCUGGAUGAGACUCUCAAACUGAUAGAUCUCCGCAGACCCGGGCCUGGGGCUCCUUCCUUCAGCCAGCAGUGAUGUCCAGAAGAAUAUUCAGGACAUUAACGGCUCCAGGAUUUUAACAAAAGACUGUUGCUCAGAUCUAUUCAGACAAGCAACAGGUUUUAUAAUUUUUUAUUACUGAUUUUGUUAUUAUUUUUUUAUCAGCCAGAGUCUCCUUCACCCACAUCCCUGGCUUCACCCUAAAUGGCUCAGUGCCUGAGGGUGGGGACCAAGCCCUGCCUAGACACUUGCCUUCUUUGCCAAGCUAAUCUGUAGGGCCGGACCUAUGACCUAAGGACACACUAAUCAAACUGCAAACUAUGAGUCUUCUACCCCAAGAGGUGGCUAUGGCCACCCCUUCUGUGGGCCUGGGUCUCCCAAACCUAGGGGUCAGGCUCCGUUAGGUUUUGCCUAUUCCCGUCUCUUCCUACCCAACCACUCAAAUUAAUCUUCCCUUGCCUGAGACCAGUUGGGAGCACUGGAGUGCAGGGAGGAGAGGGGAAGGGCCAGACUGCGCUGCCAGGUGCUAGUCUCCUUUGCACUGAGGGCCAGAUGAUCACCAUGAGAGGAGGAGGGCCAUGGGAAACUGAGAACUCACUAUUCAAGAAGACCUGGGCACUUCUGCCCUGCUGUGUAUAGUUAGAAGAUAUUUAUAUUUUUUGGUUGUCAAUAUUAAAUACAGACACUAAGUUAUAGUAUAUCUGGACAAACCAACUUGUAAAUACACCACCUUACUCCCUCUGUAACUUACCUAAGCAGAUAUAAAUGGCUGGUUUUUAGAAACGUGGUUUUGAAAUGUGUGUGGAUUGAGGGUAGGCAGAUUUGGAUGGGAAUGGGAGAGAAGCCAUUCUUAGAACAGCUUCAGACUUUCUGACUCCAAGAUCCAGUUAUUUCCAAGCACCGUUGGUAAACAACUUCUACUGCUUAAAAAUCUAUUUGAUCUCUAUUACCUAGAGAUUACCUGAAAAUGGUGGCAUUUAUGGCAUUCCCAUUUUUCUUCACAAAUGAUAGCUGGUAUUCAAAAGAAUGACAGCUAUGUGCUGACCUUGAUGCUCAGGCCUUGAUAUGCAUUAUCUUGAAAGUGAGGUAGGUACUAUCUCUAUGUUUGACAGGCUCAAAGAGGUUAAGGUGCCGGAAGUUUCACAGUAAAUAUGCUAAAACCCCUGCUUUUAAGUUAUACUGCAGGAAUUCCCUGAUGCUUUCACUGUGGUGGCCCAGGUUCAGUCCUCGGUCAGGGUAACUAAGAUCCUGCAAGCCACACGGUGUGGCAAAAAAAAAAAAAAGAAAAAUUAUACUGCACACCCCCUACGCUAUACCUCAGUCCUCCCCUCAAACUCCCAUCCCCUUCAAUGAACCAUGUUCACUGCAUGGGCCGAGUGAGCUGUUAAGCUGCCUUUUUCCAUCUAUUUAAUUCAGAAUACCCUGUAUGAUACAGCUUAUAGGCUACUGCACACUCUGAAAAGAUUUUUCAUGCCCUUCUCCCAAUCCCUGAAUUUCAAGAGCACUUUGUUUCUUUCCUGUGGUACCAUAUCUUUAUCACAAGUUCUAUUUCGUCCACUAGCCUCAAUUUCACAGAAAGAAGUCAAUUUGAUUCUUCUGGGUCUCCAGUACUAAAUACAGUCCUUGGCACAAAGCAGGUAGUCAGAAGACAGUUAAUGAAAUAGAAGCAUCAAAGAUAUUUGUCCCUAGAGGUUCAUCUGACAAAAUCUUGUGGGGAGUUGGGGGGAGGGGGGGUGGCGGCGGAUAUAGCUGUGGAAGCUUUCAUAACUGCACACAGGUGAAACUGAAAUCUGCUUGGCAUGAAGAGGGGUUGUAAGGAGAGGGCAAGAAGGGAAAAAGUACAUCCUAGUUGGCAGUGCCUAUCUGUAUUAUCAUUAGGUAUAAAGAAUCUGAAGAGUUAGCCAUCAUCUCACAAAGAGGGAAGUUCAGAGAAGGGGUGUGCUUUGCCUGAGCAUGGGGGCAGGGUGGUGAACCGAUGAAGGGCAGGGGCCAGGUGUGUUGAAGGAGGACUUAUCACAUGUCCAUGUCCUCAAAAGUCUUCUGUUGAAAGGAUAGUUCGCAGGGGUGACCCCUGCUGCCAGGUGUGCACUCAGGGCUCUUAAAAACCUAUGGUGACACUGGCUGUCCCACCGGAUGGAAGGACUCGGGGUGGGGUUAGGGCCGAAGAGGCACGAGCGGCCAGAACUUAGGGAUGCAAAGCAGAUGGCGCCGAAAUAGGGCAGAGCAGGGCAGAGCUCGGAAACACUCUAGCCCCGCCACAGCCCAGGGCUCCAGACCUUGUUUGAAAAGGUCCGAGAAUCCACUCCCGGGUUCCCGCCCUUCACAAGGCUUGCACCAACGUGCUGGAUGCCACCAUUUCCCAAACUGCGAGGUGCACGCAGGCGCCUGGAGUUCCGGCCCGCCCCAGCCUGGGUCCACAAUUCUUUAGGAGGCACAGUUUCUGGUCCCUUGCCGCCUGUUCUCUAGAGGCCGCAAUCCAUCGCGAGUGUAGAAGAUUUGGUGCCAGGGCGAUCUUUCAUCUUCCCCAUAGACGCCUAACACUGGUGCUUCAGGGCCGGCUGGGCACUCGCGCACCCACGUGGUUAGCCUCCAUUGUCUACUCGCGGGGAGGGCGGGGCUACGCAGUGUCUUCACCAAUCACUACUGCAAUGUUGGGCUGGUGAGGGGCGGGCCUCAGGUUCCCACCAAUCACAGCCUGGCUGCUCCGGGCGGUGGUCCAGGACCAUGUUAGGGACUCUGUGGUUCUCUGUCUUCAGGGAGGUGCGUUUGCUCUAAGAGCUGGCGACCGUGGCUGGGUUAGCGCUGGCAUCCUGAGGAAUGUAGCUCACCUGGGAUACCUUAUAGCACAAAAGGUGACGCCUUGUGACGAAAAGGGGUAAAUAGGUAACGGGGCUCCUCCCAAACUCCCUUCUUUUCCAGUGCUUAGCUUACAGUUUUGUGAGAACCUUUAUCUGAUAUCUCAGGCUCAAAAGCCUAUUCUCCCUGGACCCCUGAAUCAGGUUCCCCCGCUGGACCCCACAGCGUCCAGUAUUUCCUUCAGCAAAGCCCCCUCGACGCUGUACAGGAGUUGACUUAUUCCCCCAGACUGGGGAGGCAACUGCUAAAUCAUUCCUUGGUUGCCAGUUCCCACCACAGACUGAUGAGAAUUGCUGAGUGAAUUUAGACCUAAAAGAAGUUCCACGAUCUGGGUUCUCCCAAUGCAGUUUUAGGGAGAAAAUCCAACAAUUCAGAAUGAGUUCUUAAUGGGGAGAGUUCUCUUUUGUGAAAACUACAUUUUGAUGCCCUCUUUCUCAUUCUAUAGUUUUUAUGCAAGUCUCUUACAAAUCUGACCUGUUCUGUCCACUGACAUUGCUGGCCCUGGUUCAGACCACUCUUCUCUACAGAGAUCACUGCGGCACCUCCUCGCUGCUCUCUUUACUUCCUGUCUCUUUCCCUUCAUUCUCCACACAGCAAUCUUUGUAAUCUUUCUAAAAGGCAAAUCUCGGCAUGUUUCUCUUCUACUUAAAACCCUUCCUGAGCUCCCAUUUCCCUCAGGGUAACAUUCAGCUUUCUUAGCCUGGAAACUCGAGGCCGUUUGCAAUGUUUCUAGCUCUCAGAUGUAGACUCCUCUUUCUCCACUGCCUCCAGCCCCCAUCCCCUACCCCUGCCCCACCGCAACCAUCCUUCAGGCAUUGAUCACUCUGUCCUCUGACCUCCACAUACUCCUUGCCCUAUGUGCCUUUGGGGUUCCCUCCACAAAGACUGAUCCCCCACUUACUCUGUGUUCCACCAUAUCCCAGGACAGCCCAAGGAGUUGGCUGAGGAAGCUGCUGCUUGCGGGGGCUGGCUCACUGAUUUCUUGGAACAUUGCUGCCAACUAGUGGCUAUUGUGUGAAUGUGUAGGUCGGGGCUGAUUUUAACCUCAAUUUCUCAUGGAUUGAGAGAACUGGUUUCUUUGGCAAUAACCCUUCACAGCUGCUGCUCCUGCUGCUCAGUCACUUCAGUCGUGUCCGACUCUAUGUGACCCCAUAGACGGCAGCCCAGCAGGCUCCCUCGUCCCACAUAGACUAUUACAAAAGAUGCUUUUUCAACCCAGAAUGACUUCCUAGAGCACUGUCUGACCGUAUUACAGCUUAAUGCUCCCUAUUGUCUUGUGGUAAAGCUCAAAUUCCAUAACCAAGCAGUCAAGAUCUUUCACAUUCAGGUCCUUGGAGACCUGAUCUUCCCAAAUGCUCCUUCAACACUUUAAGACCCAGCUAAGCUGAGAUACUCAGUGUUCCCUGGACAGCCCUUCACCUCACUGCCUAAUCUUAAAACGGUCUGUCCAAGCUUCUUCUUUCUCUUGGUUUGCUUUUGGUCUCUCCAUAACUCUGUUUGAUCUCAAAAAAGACCAAAUGAACAAUCACCUUCUCUAUGAAGCAUUUUUUCAUUCCUUCAACAGUUACUUAACUGAACAAAUACUCUUUGCCAAACUUUCUCCUCAGCCGUGUGGUGUCUUGGAAAGAACAUUGUUUCUAGAGUCAGAUAGAGCUGAUUUCAGAUUCCGGCCCUGCUACUUAGCUGAAAAUCUUUGGGUAAGUCACCUCACCUUUCUGAUCUUCAAUUUCCUCAUCUGUUGUGAUACUAAGAUGAAAUAAGACGAUGUGUGUAUGAGACAGGUGUCCGUUAGAGUUCCACUCCUUUCGAAAGUCUGGUACUCACCCCAAGGUUUCUGUGAAUCCCCAGGGAUUUCAAGGUCAUGUCUGGCCCUAUGAUCUGUAGCUCCUAAACUACCUGGUACAGAGUUCCCAGUGCAAGCUCUUUCCUGUCAUGGAACCCAGAUCUUUUGAUUAGUUUCACCUCAUUCAUUUACUGAGUACCUGCUGGGCACCAGGCAUUGUUCUAGUGCUGGGGAUACAGCAGUAAACAAAACCAAGAUUCACUUUCAUGGAGCUUACAUUCUGGUAGGGGAAACCAGCAAUCAACAAUCAACAGGUAUAUAAUAAAGUAUCAGAUGGUGAUUUGUGUUAUGGGGAAGAAAAGGCAAACCAAAGAAUAGAAGAUAAUAGAUGUGAGCAUGGGGUGGGUGGGUCAAUUUUAGAUGAGAUAAUUUGAAGGUCGCCCUGAAGGAGUGAUAAGUGAUAAUAAAUUGAAAUGAAGAAGUGAUAACAAACUUGAAUGAAGUAAGGGAGCAAAUCAGACCCUUAAUUUGGGGGAGAGGCUUUUCUAAGCCAAUAGAACAGCAAGUCCAAAGGUACAAAGGCAGGACCAUGUCUGAUGUGUUAAAGGACCAGCAGGGAGGUCAGGACAGCUGGACCAGGGCAGCAGGGAGAUAAGGGCGAAGAGGUGGUGGCAGGACACUAGACCCUGUAGGGCCUCGUAUGUCACUUGGGGACUUUGGGUUUCGUUUUGGGGUUUUUUUUAAUAUAAAAAGAAACUUCCCAGUUUUGAUAUUUUGUUUGCAUGCAUUAUAAUAUGCAGUUAUGCUCAGCAGGUUAGUUAUCAUAGGGUUAGUGAGCAAAUCCAUCUUCCUAUGACCUACUUUACAACUUUGGAGAGGACCUACAUUGUAACGCAUUUAGUUUUCUAUAACAAAGAUAUAGUUGUAAGGUGAAACAAACCCAUAAAGAUAAUUAUGAAAACAAACCUCUGACUCUUACAGAAAAUUCAUUGGCAUUUCCAGUAAGAAGUCUUAGAAAUUUCAAUUAAUUUAUCUUAGCUCUCCAAGAUAGAAAUAAGUAUAAAAAAUAAGCACAGACUCCUAUCUGGGUACCAGCUCCCUACUGCUCUGUGCACAGCGGGCUGCCAUCAGGCCAGGGGAAGAGGAUCAGGUCUGCAGGAUUAAGUGGUGUGGCAGGGCACUUGUGAGAAUCAGAGGAGCAGGAGACACUGAGGAUAGGCCCAGAAAACAAAGGAAGGGAACAGCCCAUGCAGAAUGGAGAGGAAGACUGUCCUUAGGGCAGGGGCUAGGGCCACCAGCCAGCAGGAAAUAACAGAGGAGGACAGGCUUGCCAGCUUGCCCCUAAUUUCCAACGGACCAUACCCAAUGAUGAUGGAGAUAGAGAUGAUAUGGAAAUAUUCAAAGCAGAGAUGAGAAAACUAAGGGAGCUGCAGCUGAGGAAGUGUCUGUGUAUCCUUAUGGGGAAGCUCUCUAAUCACCCUGACUACCAUGAGGAAUGUUGCCUUUGGCCUCGACUCCUGCCAUGUUCCGUGAGAUUAAUAGUGUGAUUCCCACUGUGGUCCUCUUUUUCCUUGCAUUUUCCUGAUAAACCUUUACUGAUACGUUGGCUGUGAACCUUAUGUAAUUUCUAAGUGUCAGGUGGGUUCUGUGUUACCAGCUUAUAAUUGGAGAUUGCCGUGGCACUCUUAAGUUUCUGUCAACAGUAGAGUUUCACCAUUUGCAUGGAAAAAUGUAAAGUUAAUAAAGCAAUUAAAAAACAGCAACAGCAAAAAAGAAUAAGUAUAAAUUUAACCUAAACUUUAUAAAAACUGGGAGGUAGAUAUUUUUCCUCCUCCCUCCUUUCUUUCUAAACAGAGAGUACAAAUCUGUUGGUGUUUUGAACUUUCAAAUGCACUUGUGUCAACAGGCUUCACUCAGAGUUUCUCAGACAGUACCAUUGAUUCUUGUGGCCUAGGGUUUAAAAUCUAAUUUUAAAGGAGGGAACUCAAAGUAUUUGGGGGGACUCAAAGUAUUUCCACAAACCUGUGAUGUAAUUAUGGUGUGUCAUAUUGCCCAGGCAGGAAUCCUCAUCACUUUUUUUUUUUUUAGUUUUAAAAUGAAUUUAUUAAAGAAUGGUCUUAGGAAGGCAACAAUGUUUGAUUUGUCAUUUUAACAAAAAUUCUUCUUCAUGCUGUAUAAUAAAGGUAAUA